AAGAAGAAGAACCAGUCUCGUCCAACAAAAAACCUUGUAUUUCGCUCGUAUAUAUACUAUUCUGAACCCUUACCCUUAUUUUUAGACCUCUCAUUCUCCUUCUUCUCAACUUUCUCGUCUCUUCUUUCUUUUGUCUCUUAUCCAUUUUCUCACUCUCCAAACAGAAAGUUAUUCGAAUCAUCAAAAUGCCUGCAACUGAAUACCAGCCUUCUAAUUUAUUCGGCCGAUACAGCAGCCGCCGGAAUCAGGUAGUCUCCAUGGACGGCAACCAUGAACAAGAGUUAGAAGACCUUGAGCUUUUCCAGCGACACGUGUCUGAUCGGUUCAACGAUUUACUCUCACCGCCCGAAGAUGGUUCUUCGGGUGACCCUUUGUUGUCUAUUUCUUGGCUGAGAAAACUUGUUGAUGUUUUCUUGUGCUGCGAGGCGGAAUUCAAGGCGGUUUUAAUCAUGGGUCGUGACCCAUCUCAUAUCGCUAAGCCACCGUUGGAUCGUUUGAUUCCUGAGUUAUUGGAACGAGCUGUUAAGGCUUUGGAUAUUUGUAAUGCGGUUUCUAGCGGCGUUGAUUCUGUUCGUCAGUGUCAGAAAUUCGCUGAAAUUGCUGUCGCGGCUUUUAAGCAAAAACCAUUAGGGGACGGUCAGGUUAAACGAGCCAGAAAAGCUUUGAGUUCUUUAAUGGCGGCUAUGACAUUCGACGACAAAGAAAAUAACCAUUUUAAAAGUGCUGAGAGAACAUGGUCUUUCGGUAGACGAGGAAAUAGUAACUCUAAUAAUAAAGAACGGGCUGUCGGGAAUUUCAGGUGUUUGUCAAUGAUCGUCGCGAAAAAUUGGUCAGCUUCGAAACAAAUUCAAGCUAUGUGUUCGAAUCUUGUCGCUCCACGUGGCGCGGAACCAACUGGACUGGCUUCCCCAGUUUUUGUAAUGAGCUCUGUGAUGGUUUUUGUGAUGUGGGCUUUAGUGGCGGCGAUUCCUUGUCAAGAAAGGAGUGGAUUAGCGACGCAUUUUCAGAUUCCGCGGCAGCUUCCGUGGGCGCAGAGUAUGAUCGGGUUACAAGAAAAGAUAGGCGAGGAAUGGAAAAAGAAGGAGAAAAAAGGGUCAGCUGGAUUACUCGAAGAAAUGCAGAGAAUGGAGAAACUGAGUCAGAGUUUGAUUGAAUUUGCCGACGGGUUUCAAUUCUCCGUGGAGGCGGAGAAGGAGGAGAUGAACGCUCAGGUGGAGGAGAUGGCGGAGAUUUGCCGGAGAAUGGAAGAAGGAUUGGUGCCGUUGCAGAUGCAGAUUAGGGAAGUGUUUCAUAGGAUUGUGAGGAGCAGAGCUGAGGUUCUUGAAUUGCUGGACCACUCUGGAAAAAUUUCUCAGCCUAUAACAUAAACUAUAAAUCUUUCAUAAUUUUUGCUUUUUAUGUUUAUAGGUAAUUGAUGAUCCCUGGUUCAAAUCUGUUCAUGUUUGGAGUAUGAACAUGUAAAUGAUGAACCUAAGAUGUGGAUUCUAUACAGAAUUUUACUUUUUUUCUGUUUAAUAGAUAUUAUUUUUGCCCCUCACAAGUUAUAUGGCGAAUUUGCAUUAUUAGCUGUGAAA
Mercurialis annua (annual mercury) is the source of this 1574-nucleotide messenger RNA. RefSeq names its product protein ROH1-like. NCBI's taxonomy places the organism in Eukaryota, Viridiplantae, Streptophyta, Magnoliopsida, Malpighiales, Euphorbiaceae. The transcript has a single exon. The record is from RefSeq and is a predicted model, not a curated record. The coding region runs from base 186 to 1367 and encodes 393 amino acids.